CUUUACACUUUUGAGACUCCAAUUCCUGAGUUCAGUUACAAACUUGUGAGCAUUGUUACUCUCAUUCUAAUCUGCAGAAUACUCUUACUUUUCCUUGAGAUCACCAUGAACAAAGUGGGUGAAGCUUUUCUGUCUGGUUUCAUCACUGUUCUCCUGGAGAGGUUCAUUUCAGCUGAGACUUACAACUUGGUGGUGGGGAAGAAGCUUGGCCCUGAGUUGGUGAGAAGGCUGAAGACUGCUCUCUUGGCUGCUGAAGCUCUGGUUGCUGAUGCUGAGCAGAAGCAGUUUGGUAACCAAUUGGUGAAGAAGUGGCUGGAUGAUCUGAGGGAUGCUGUCUACAAGGCUGAUGACUUGCUGGACCGUUUCUGCAUCAAAGCUGCAACUCAGAAGAAGGUAGGAACUUUCUUGCCUAGCUUCCUCAAUUUUGAAGAAAGGCAGAUGGUCAAUGAGAUAGAAGAGGUGGUUAGAACCAUUGAAGAUCUUGAGCGAUGCAAAGAAAGCCUUGGCCUUGAAAAGAUUCCCACUGGUAGCUCCUCAUGGAGAGUUCCAUCCACUUCUCUUGCAAGAGGGAAUGUGUAUGGCAGGGAGGAUGACCAGAAGGCCUUAGUCCAGAUGCUGAAUGACAACAAUGAGCAUCACCUCUCUGUGAUCUCUAUUGUUGGCAUUGGUGGGGUUGGUAAAACAACUUUAGCCCAAUGGCUGUACAACAAUGCAGAGUUGAUGGAGGGAUUUCAUAAGAAAGCAUGGGUUUGCGUUUCGGAGAAGUUCGAUGUUGUUGAGACUACAAGGAAUGUCAUAAAGCAGAUCCAUGGAGGUACUUGUAGUCUCGACGAUUUCAAUUCACUUCAAAAUGCUUUGAAAGAAGAAUUGUCCAAUAAGAAGUUCUUUAUUGUUCUUGAUGAUGUUUGGAGUAAUGAUCAACAUCAAUGGAGAAAUUUUAUAACCCCUUUUCAAUACGGGGCUAAGGGAAGUACUAUUCUUCUCACUACUCGUAAGGAAAAUGUUGGUUUAGUUGCUCAAACAAAUUAUCAACCUCUCAUCCUCAACACGUUGUCAGAAGAUCAAUGUUGGUCGGUGUUUGCAUCUAGUGCAUCUUUUCCAGAAUCAAAUGGGAGCCCUGCACUUGAAGAAAUAGGCAAAAAAAUAGCUAAGAAGUGUGAUGGUCUGCCAUUAGCAGCAGAAACACUUGGUUCCUUGUGCAGAAACCAUGAAGCUGAGGAGUGGGGGGAAAUAUUAAAGAGUGAUAUUUGGGAGUUUUCUACGAAUGACAGUAAGAUAAUCCCAGCAUUAUUAAUAAGCUACUAUCAUCUCCCUCCAUAUUUGAAACGUUGUUUUGUUUAUUGUUCAUUGUUUCCCAAAGAUUAUAAAUUUAAGAAAGAGGAAUUAAUCUUGUUGUGGAUGGCAGAAGAUCUAUUACGGGUAUCAAAUAGAAGAGAGACUUUAGAAGAAGUUGGUAGCAAAUAUUUUGACGAUUUAGCUUCUAGAUUAUUUUUUAAAGAGCAUCAAUAUAAUGAUGACUAUUUUGUGAUGCAUGAUCUCUUACAUGACUUGGCAAUAUUCCUUGCUGGAGAUUUCUACUGUAGAUUAGAUGAACUUGGUGAAGAAGAGGUGCUGAGGAGUCUUACUCGUCAUUUGAAAUCUGGAAAAUUUUCAGUCUCAAAAACUUUUAAUUCCAUUGCUACACUGGAAUCUUUGAGGACAUUCUUGUAUGUCAACGAUUUGUUUAGCAUGGAAAGCAUAGCAUCAAAGUUUAAAUACUUGCGAGUUUUAUCAUUUACAAAACUUGAUGUGGUGCCUAAUUCAAUAGGAGAAUUGAUCCAUCUGCGCUACUUGGACCUCUCUAUGACUGAUAUUAAGACAUUGCCAGAGUCUUUGUGCAGCUUGUGUAAUUUGCAAACACUGAAAUUGUAUUAUUGUCGUAAGCUAGCUACACUGCCUAGUGGUUUGCAUAAUCUUGUGAGUUUGCGGCAUCUUGAUAUUAGACGAACUUCUUUGGAAGAAAUGCCCGGAAAAAUGAGCAAAUUGAAUCAAUUGCACAUUUUAAGUUCCUUUGUUGUUGGCAAGCAUGAAAACAAUGGAAUCCAGGAGUUAGGAGGGCUGGUAAAUCUUCAUGGAUCCGUUGAGAUUAAGAAGUUGGAGAAUAUUGUUGAUGUGAAUGAAGCAAAGAGGGCAAAGAUAAUGGACAAGAAGCACAUUGAUGAAUUAUGUUUGGAAUGGUCUUAAGGUGAUGAUUUGGUUUCAAGUACACAAAAAGAAAGAGACAUGCUUGAUAACUUGCAACCGCAGAAUGGGUUGAAAGAGUUGAAAAUCAAUGGAUACAAGGGUACAAUAUUUCCAGAUUGGUUGGGGAACUGUUCCUACCAAAACAUGACAAGUGUAUCUCUAAAGUCUUGCAAGAAUUGCUGCAUGUUGCCUUCACUUGGACAGCUGCCAUCUCUAAAGUCCCUAAGCAUUGAAGGUUUGGAUCAGCUGAGGAGUAUUGAUGAGGAGUUUUACAAGAAUGAAGGAGAUCAUCAUUCUUCGCAUAUUGCACCGUUUCCCUCACUGGAGACUUUGGUAUUUCAUAACAUGGCAUGUUGGGAGGUGUGGCACGUAUCUGAGUCGGAAACAUUUCCUCAACUUAGGGAGCUUGAAAUAAGAAAUUGCCCAAUGUUGAAGGAAGAGAUGCUUAAUCAGGUAUUCUUCAGAAUCGUUUCUUCCUUGUCGGAUGUUUCCAAAGUUCGCAAACUACAUAUAGGCGACGACUUAGAUGAGCACACCGAGGCCAUGUAUCUUGAUGGGGACAGUUUAUCAGUUACGGGAUGUGAAUCUGUGAGGGAGUCUGCAUUAAAGGCAAUGAAGAGCAUGAACCAUCUAAGUUGCCUGCAAGAAAUAGACAUCUCAGGGUGUUCCUCUCAUGUAUCCUUUCCGGGCAAUUGUUUUCCCAAAUCUUUGCAAAAGCUGAAACUCUGCAAGUGUAGUAAACUAGAAUUCCCGGAGCAACAGCAGCACAAGUAUGAUUUGGUAGAGCUAAAAAUAGAAGAGAGUUGUGAUUCACUGACCUCCUUGUCGUUGGAUGUCUUUCCCAAUCUCAAGAAUUUGAAGAUAAUAAAGUGUAGGAAUCUGGAAUCAGUGUCAAUGACAGAGGCACCACACGCUGCUCUUCAACGUCUCAUAAUCCAUGGGUGCGACAAAUUAGUGUCAUUAGCAGGAGAAGGACUGGCUGCACCUAACUUGACUCAUCUUCAAGUCACAUGGUGCUCAAAGUUGGAGGCAUUAUCACGUGACAUGAAUAGUCUACUCCCAAGUCUACAGUCUCUCCAUAUAUAUGGUUGCUCAGACAUGUGGAGGUUAGCAGAGGGUGAUUUGCCGCCUAACUUGAAAGAGCUUCAUGUGGGAAUUAGCGAGCAACAAAUGAGGGAUCUAUCAUGGAUGCCCAACUUCCACGCCCUCACUCAUCUCACAAUUUCAGGUUAUUACUGCGACAACCUAAAGUCAUACCCAGAGGUGGGUUCGCUGCCUCACCUUCCCUCCCUUACCACUCUUCAGAUAAUAAGGUUCAAGAAUCUGGAGACAUUGGAGUGCAACGAGCUUCUCCGCCUCACCUCCCUUCAACAAUUAUACAUUUAUAACUGUUCAAAGCUGGAGAAUAUGGAAGGAGAAAAGCUGCCUCCCUCUCUCUUGCUACUUGAACUUAGAAGGUGUGGUUUGCUGGGAGAACACUGCAAGAACAAGCAUCAACUAAUCUGGCCCAAAAUUUCCCACAUCCCUGACAUUAAAGUCUUCUAAACAGAGAUUUCUGAGCAGGUUGCAGAAUAUGGCAGGAGAAAAGCUUCCUUUUUCUGUUACUAUUUCAAAUUCAACACUGUCCUUUGCCCGGCAAAUGCUACAAGAAGAAGAGUUGCAGCUAAAUUCUUUCUGAAGGUAACAUAAACUUGAUGGAUCUAGAGGCAUUGAUCUUUGAAGAUGCUCUAUCUCAUAUCGUUUCGUAUGAAUACCAACUCAAAUAGAUUUUCCAGGGGCAUCGAGAAAUAGAUAACUGCUAUGGUCGAGGAUCUACUUUCUUUCUGGGUUCAACCAUUAAAAUGUGCAUUAGGCAGCUUCUGUGGCAACUGCAACUUGGUGAGCAUCUAAAAAGGAACAAUACAUCAUUGUGUAUUUAUCAAGCAGGCUAUGAUCAAUUUCCUUUGUGUGAGGCCCAAGCAGACACUUUUUGGAGAGUCCCUCUACAUCACAAUUAGUGUAUUAACCUGAACAAAUGAAUGAUCGGAUGGUUAAAUUCUUUUCUGGUUUACCUGGAGUGCUUGUAAGUUUUGAGACUUGUUUGUAGCUUUGAUUUGGAAAAUAGUGAAAAAUUUUACCUUCCCGUGGGUUUUUUAAUCUCACAUUGAGAGGUUUUUUCCCACCUUAAAAGCUGGUGUUCUGUUGUUCUGUCUUAUCUUCAAUUAUUUUUUGGUAUUAACUAUUGCCAUAGUGUGCUUAUAUUAAAUUUGGGUGCUUCCAAAUUAUGCCUUUGACAGGUUUAGUUUAUUCCCAGUUUCCCACCAUAAAUGAUCAUUUUACAAUGUCAAAUAUCUUUCCUAUAAAUUAUAUUGAGGUGCAUUCUAUAUAAAGAAAUGCUAGGGGACCAUCAAAAUUUAUUGUUUUUGGCCAUCACUUAACUAUCGACUCAAUUUCUUUAGUCCAGUUCCUCUAGUCUAGUAAUCUAAUAACAUACUUUAUCUCAUACUUUUAAACAUUGAUGGCUAACUGAUGGCCAAAAAGAAUAAAUUCUUAUGACCUUCUAGCAUUCCUCUUCUAUAUAACUAGUAGCUUAACGUUUCCAAAUUCCAAAUGUGCACACAAGUAGGGGAAAUAAAGCCUUGGAGUCUACCUUGGUUGAAUAUACCAUGUACCUUUCAUUUUGUCUGCUUUCUCUCUCUCUCCAGUUGUUUGUAUAUGGAGAUAUCAAAGUGUCUACCAUGCUUGUGGAUUUAAACUUCACGUUUAGUCUGAUUGAUAGUUUACAGCCGAGAAAUUCCACGAAGAGGAUAGAUAGUACUUAUGCUAAAUUUUGAUUAUUUAAGUUUUACAAACUUGUCAUCAUAUUAUUAUUAUUCAGAUAUGUCCAAAGAUUCAAGCCUAAAAGGCAUUUAAAAAUAAAGGCAUAGCUCUUACUAGCUUUUGGUAACAUGUACUCUCUUACCGGUUAUUUACAAAUAGUUGUUUAUUUUGUUCCUUUGAUUAGGAUAAUAAUGAAGCUUUUUAUCUUCUCCUGAGUUUCUUUGGACUCUCACACCGAGAUAUUUUUUCCCACAUUAAAUUUUGGUGUUGUAUUUUUGUGCCUUCUCUUUAAUUUUGUGCUGCUAUUAACUACUGCCAUAGUGUGCCCAUGUAAUGCCUUAGAGUGAAAAAAAUGAUUGUACAAUGUUAACGUAAAUUAAGUAUCUUGUCUCUGGAGUCUGGACCAUAAAUAUAUAACAUUAUUUUCGCUCAUAGUUCUUCAAUUCAGAGUUGUGAUCGCAAUCUGAGCUCCCUGGUGGAACUACCAGAAAGUUUGUAAACAUCAGCUGCUUUUCUGGUGAAAUUUUGCUCGUGUUUCGUUGGUUUCAUUUUGUUGAUGUGUUUGUAUCCUUGUACAAAGAGUUGUGCAUGUAUACU
Molecule: messenger RNA, 5619 nt
Organism: Arachis stenosperma
Lineage: Eukaryota; Viridiplantae; Streptophyta; Magnoliopsida; Fabales; Fabaceae
Product: putative disease resistance RPP13-like protein 1
Exons: 3
Coding region: 106-2223 (705 amino acids)
Biological process (GO): defense response to other organism
Molecular function (GO): ADP binding
Source: RefSeq, a predicted model, not a curated record